UGGAAAACGUGGAAUGGCCCUCGGGGGCAGUGAGGGGCCGGGGACCUGCCUCAUCCGUGCCCCCCAGCCUGCAGGCUGUAGCGCCGCGCCGGGUCCGCGUGCAGCCACCUCCAGUCCCUCGGCUGGGGCCCCGGCGUGAGCCCCGCGCCCCGCGCCCACAUGGGGCUGUGCCACAGCCUCCGGCCGCUGCUCUUCGGGGACCCGGAGCCGCCCUUGGAGGGGGCGCGGUCCGGCCCAGACCAUACCCCGGACCAGAACCUGACCCCGGUCCCGACCCCGGUCCGGACCCCGGCGGGGGCAGGCGCGGCACGGACCCCCGCGCAGAAAGAGAGGCGGCGGCGCGCGGACCAGCAGCGCGCGGAGGAACGCGAGGCCAGGCGGGUCAGCAGGAGCAUCGACCGCCGGCUCCGCGAGCAGAAGCGCGACCUGCGGCGGACUCACCGGCUGCUGCUGCUCGGGGCUGGUGAGUCUGGGAAAAGCACUAUCGUCAAACAAAUGAGGAUCCUGCACGUCAAUGGAUUUAAUCCCGAGGAGAAGAAACAGAAAAUUCUGGACAUCCGGAAAAACGUUAAGGAUGCUAUUGUGACGAUUGUUUCGGCGAUGAGUACUAUAAUUCCCCCAGUUCCACUGGCCAACCCAGAAAACCAGUUUCGAUCAGACUAUAUCAAGAGCAUAGCCCCCAUCACUGACUUUGAAUAUUCCCAGGAAUUCUUUGAUCACGUGAAGAAGCUCUGGGAUGACGAAGGUGUGAAGGCCUGCUUCGAGAGGUCCAACGAGUACCAGCUCAUCGACUGCGCCCAAUACUUCCUGGAGAGAAUUGACAGCGUCAGCCUGGUGGACUACACGCCCACAGACCAGGACCUCCUCAGGUGCAGAGUUCUGACGUCAGGGAUUUUCGAGACACGAUUCCAAGUGGACAAGGUCAACUUCCACAUGUUUGACGUCGGAGGCCAGAGGGACGAGAGAAGAAAAUGGAUCCAGUGCUUCAACGAUGUCACCGCCAUCAUCUACGUGGCCGCCUGCAGCAGCUACAACAUGGUGAUCCGGGAAGAUAACAAUACCAACCGCCUGCGGGAGUCCCUGGACCUUUUCGAGAGCAUCUGGAACAACAGGUGGUUACGGACCAUUUCCAUCAUCUUGUUCUUGAACAAACAGGAUAUGCUGGCAGAAAAAGUGUUGGCAGGGAAAUCAAAGAUUGAAGACUAUUUCCCAGAGUACGCAAAUUAUACUGUUCCUGAAGACGCGACACCAGAUGCGGGAGAAGAUCCCAAAGUCACAAGAGCUAAGUUCUUCAUCCGGGAUCUGUUCUUGCGCAUCAGCACGGCCACGGGCGACGGCAAGCACUACUGCUACCCGCACUUCACGUGUGCCGUGGACACAGAGAACAUCCGCCGCGUCUUCAACGACUGCAGGGACAUCAUCCAGCGGAUGCACCUCAAGCAGUACGAGCUCCUGUGAGCCCCCCAGCCCCGCCCCGCGCCCCAGGGCCACCGGCACAGAGCAGCGAGUCCCCGUCCAUUGUGCGGGCUCGCGUGACCUCCGGGCCCCCGGCCACCUCUGCCCCCACCACCCCGCCCCGGUCUGUGUGGGGGUGAGGGGGCCCCGACUCAUGGAGAACUUGGCGGAUGGGGAGACGCACUGGCCCAAGCGUGAUGGGGCGUCGCCCUUCUGACCCCAUGGGCCCACGACUCAGAGGAGCCCCAAGCCGCAGUGGGGACAGAACCCCCUUCAGUCCUGUCUCUCCAGGGGCGGCUGGCCUCAGCCUCUGUGUCAGAGCCCCUCUGACCAUCCACACAUCAGCAGAAACCCCCCCCUCGCUCUGGCCACAGGUGUCCCAUCCACGAUGGUCCCCAGACUCACGCUGCUCAGGCAACGGCCUCCUUUCAUAGGUUCUUUUUGUUGUUUUACUGCUGGUUUAUUACACUGUACAGACCACGAAAUGUAAUAUUAUUUUGUAUAACUACUCAAGGAGAAUCCCUGUAGAUCUCCGUGCCUUGACUAUGGCUGUCCCUGUAAAAGAAACGUGUUUCUGUUGUGCUGAACAGCUGUCAUCAUACUGCCGCUUGCUCUGAGAAAGGGAGUGAAUGGUGUAUAGAGUUUAGGGUAUUUUAUCAGGUUGGUACUUUUUAACAAUACUCCUUGAUAAAUAUAUAUAUAUAUAUAUAAAUUUAUAUAAAUAUAAAUGAUACACGUUUAUCAUCCACAUUUCACAAAAUGCCACACCCACAUCACAAGCUUCUUUCGGGGAACCAAGGAUGUUUUUUUCUCUCCAGAAAACAUGUUUCUCAAUUAUCUGGCAAUUUAAAGACUUUUCCAAGGUCACCCAUUCCCUUAGUCAAAGUUUUUGAACCACUUAACUUGACCACAGGUCUCAUCGUAAACGAAGAGUGAGAAAAAGACAAGGGUUCCAGGCUUGUGUCUGGCCUUGGAGAAUCAAAGGAUAGAAUGUGAUUUGCCUUUUGAAGAAGGAACAUUACAAAGCCUUUAUUUGAAAUACAAAGUCAAAAUACAUGGCUGUUUCUCAACCUUGAAAGACUUGCAAAUGCAGCCUCAUGAGUUACAUCCAGCUCAAGACCUCGAAAGCCAUUCUCGUCUAUCCACGGCCUUGAGGGCGGUUUUCAAAGACAAUCUUUUAAAUUGUCCAAGCUUAUAUUUCAGCGACACAAAUGCAGAGAUGGGGCAGCCUAGCCUGCGUUACUGCAUUAACUUCCAUUUCGUCUUUUAGUCUUUAAUAUUUUUAAGUUUACUCUAUAAAGCAGCAUCUUAUAAUCCUUUGUAAACUCAUCCACAUUUAAAUACUGCUCUUCCAUGAAAUAAAGGAUGACAACUUUACAGACAAUGCACCAUCACUUUUUUUUAUUUCAUUAUCAUCAAAUUCCUGUUCCUGUCAUCCUUGAUUAUUUCAUAAAACUGUCAGUUGAACUGAGACCUAUAAAGUGGAAAUGAUUUUCAGUUUCCAUUGCAUUUUCAAAGUAAAACAUGAAAACCUGAAGAGCUACAGCCCCACACAUACACCCCAAAAAAUGAAAUUGUAUAUUUUUACAUGCAUUAUUAUUCAACAAUUCCACUGUAACUAAACUUCCUAUUUAAAAGUCUGAUUGAAGAGCCAGACUCUUAGGGAAAAAAACACAAAAAGAAUACAUUUUAUCCGGUUUAAAAUUACCACGGCAUAUUUAUUUUUAAAUACAAAAAGCCUCUUCCUGGUCCAUUUUUCAAGUUUCUUUUGAUCACUGACAGGCAUUCAAUUCAAAUUUAACAACUUGGUCUGCUGGAGAGAAAAUUACACUCAUCUAAAAAUCUGAUUCCAGGGACUUCCCUGGCGGUACAGUGGUCAAGACUGUGCUUCCACUGCAGGGGGCACAGGUUUGAUCCCUGGUCAGGGAACUAAGAUCCUGCAUGCCGCGUGGUGCAGCCAAAAAAAAUUAAUUAAUUAAUAAAAAUCUGACUCCAUUAAUUUAGCACAGAAAUACAAAAGCCUUGAGAACAAUGUAUUCCUGCUUGUAGCAUCUGUAUUUUAUUUUAAGUAUACAGCUUUAUAAAAUAUAAGAACUUGAGAACUACUCAUAGGAGGACAGAAGCAAACCAAGCAUUUGUGAACAGCUAACCCUCCGUCUUGGGGAAGGAAGGCUGUCUAGUGCAUGCAAGUGAUGACAUUCGUAGCUUUUACACACUGUACAGACACAAUCUUUGAUUACACAUAUAUUUGAUAAAACGAGAAGACAGACCAGCUGUAGAGACAAGUCCCAUUUUCACAGCACGAGAACAGCACAAUCAACUAUUGAUUCUGCAGGACUCUGCACCAGCAACCCAGAUCCUACGAGCUGUGCCCAUGGCCCACUUUGGUCUCGCCCUCCGUAAGCACUGCCCGAAGUUCAGUUUCGUUGGCUUCGGGACUUACUACUAAGUGCAGAACGUCUCCUGCUACUCACGUGGUCUUAAAUUUUCUGAGCAUGUUCCAACCGAAAUGAAAAGGUGAGGCUACAAGCCCAGCGUGGACUAACGUGAGGAGCACAAGGCCCCCGGCCGCCGUGCAGUACGUGGUCAGAACCGUGUCCUCGUAGGGCAGGUAGCACUUGGCAAGGGCGUACUCUGUGGCCGUGACGCUGCCCUGGAGAGUAAGCGAGACCGUUAGCUGCCGUGACAGCGCCAACCCACAGACCCAACCGAGGAAAGGCAGCCGCUGGGCGUGAGGCACCUGAGACCGAGGGCACAGCCUUUAGCCACCCCCCGCCCCCAAGCACUGGGUCCCAGUGUGCCGAGUGCACACGACCUGGAGCUGACCUCCACUGAAUCUAGCCCCUGGCACGGGGGUUCCUCUAAAACCCGGGGGGGCACAUGGCAGAGGGGUUCAGAGAGGCCUGGAGACUUAGCAUCAGUGGUCAUCCAGGAACAAGCAGGACACGGCUGUUGUUCACGCCACUUGAUGCUGAAAUAAGCAACUGUUACCAGAAAUACGUGUGCUGGGGGCAUCUCAGUGGGCUUUUGUUUUCUUUUUUUUUUUUUGGUAGAUGUUUUUGCUAUGUGGAAUGACAGUGGGGAACGUUCAUUUACUUUGAAUUUGAAAACAGGAGGUUUUCCCCAUCUUGUUAUGAAGUAAAAGCCCCUGACAUGAAAGCACUGUGACCUGGAUGCUGGACUCAUGGGUCAAAGAGAGGAGCUGAAGCUUCAGGUCAUCACUAAUUAACAUCUUUAAUAAACGUGCAAGAGCUGUAGCACUUUUCUGUCAGAACAAAUGGGCGUGUUUGGAAAAUAACACAAGAUGACCCUGCUUCCUUAGAAAACGGAAUAGGCAGAGCUGGUACCCAAGGGCACUGCAGGGACGCAGGAUGAGACGCCUCGAGGUGUCCCUGCGCAGCCGCAACUGUCCCCUGAGGUGUUCCUGCUGGUACGCCUGGGGGGUGGUGUUUACAGCUUCUGUGUAUUUUCACAGAUUGCAGCAAUUCAGUAGUUGAUCACUGUGUUGAUUUAAAUACGUAUGAAAGCUUUGAGACGAAAAUAAAGGUUCACGUACCAUGAUGAAA
Molecule: messenger RNA, 5021 nt
Organism: Lagenorhynchus albirostris (white-beaked dolphin)
Lineage: Eukaryota; Metazoa; Chordata; Mammalia; Artiodactyla; Delphinidae
Gene: GNAL
Product: G protein subunit alpha L
Exons: 12
Coding region: 160-1458 (432 amino acids)
Biological process (GO): adenylate cyclase-modulating G protein-coupled receptor signaling pathway
Cellular component (GO): heterotrimeric G-protein complex
Molecular function (GO): G protein-coupled receptor binding; GTP binding; GTPase activity
Source: RefSeq, a predicted model, not a curated record